ACUUCGCCAUUCCAUUGCUGUUUAAUUGCGUAUUUCGCUUUGAAUAAAUGGAAAUUGCAGAUGUAUUUUAUGAUUUCGUUUUCAUUUUCAUCUCUCUUCUAUUUUCCACAUCUAUUUCAAGUCUGAAGUGAAUUAUUGGCCAUUAAUUGCAUUGAUUUUGAGUGUAAUGAGCCAGCUAAUGAAACGUCAACAGCGAAGUGUGUCGGGUCAUAAAAACCAGAGGAUGCCGUCUUCCAGAAAUCCUGAAUCCCGAACAUCUGUCGCGUUUUUAAGCUAUUUAUGAAUUAGUACCCUCGCUAAUCCUUUUGAAAGGACCUUACGGAUUAGCAAAAAGAUUUGUGUAAAAUUGGUGCGCGGAAAACACGCAAAAUUCGCGUGUUCGGGUUGCAAUUACCGGGAAAUCUCUGCCUUUUUUAGGUAUGCGCUACCUUAGGUAGUUUCCCGGAAUCAAGUACCUGAACCUUCCGCUCCAGCUGUCGUUGGGUUACGAAACUAGAGCAGGUAGCCUCUGGGAUUCCACCUAUAUAAGGCCUGCCUCCCCAGCCACAGCAUCACAUUCGUUCAUCAGCCUUCAACAUGAGCAUCAGCACUUUCAACUUCCAGUUCUACAACUACAAGCUGAGCCCCUCGUCACCGGGCUUCGGCAGUCCGAGUCCCAGUACAGGAGCCUCCACCCGCUCCUCCUCCUCGUUUAUCAGCGAACUGGAAAUGGACAUUGACGAGGACAUGUCCAGCCAGCAACCACCGACCAUCACCUCCACCCCCAAGCCGCGUUUCACCACCCAACUGGCCGUGGAAUUGGCCAGAGCGGAGCAACCCGGUAAUGGCAUUUCCCCGCUGCGACCCAAAUUGCAUACGGCCCAGAAGCGCUGGUCCAUGGAGCUGAGGGAGAAGGUGCUGGAGAUGUCCAAGCGAAAUAAUGGCCAGGAGAAGCCACCACCGCAACAUGAGCCAGUGCAGCAGGAGCCACAUCCAGAACAGGAGCAACCUCCGGUUGAAAAACCCAAUGUCAGCGACAAAAUCAACUUCUUCAACAAGCUGACCAACACCUUUGAGUCGGGUUUCAACAAAUUGCAGCCAGGUGGAGCCACCACCCACAACAAUCGCUUCAUUGCCAUGCUGCGCACCACGAAACCACAAAACAUAGCAACCACCACCGCCAACAGCAGCACCGCCAACAGUUUCCUGGGCAGCAAUGGUUCCCUGAACGGAAAUGGUAAUCAAGUGGUGCCACCACCCAAACCCAAAAGAUUGGCGGCCUCGAUCGCCUCCCAGUUUGCCACGCCCCUGGUGCCCGGGAUGGGCGUGGGCAAGGGGGGCAGCCAGCGCAAGUGCUCCCUGCGACGUAAACCUUCGAUGGAGAAAUCGAGGGCCACCAUUUUGAGACAGAACUCCAAUGUGACGGUGCGAACCCAGAACCAUGCCAUCAUGGAGGAUCUCAGUCUGGUGGUUCCCGUGAGAUUGCGCAUCGCUGAGUACGAGCAACGCAUCUCAAUGAGUGCUUGA
Drosophila takahashii is the source of this 1506-nucleotide messenger RNA. RefSeq names its product bottleneck (gene bnk). Lineage: Eukaryota; Metazoa; Arthropoda; Insecta; Diptera; Drosophilidae. The record is from RefSeq and is a predicted model, not a curated record.